Paramecium octaurelia is the source of this 1480-nucleotide messenger RNA. The record is from the annotation of a GenBank genome assembly. NCBI's taxonomy places the organism in Eukaryota, Ciliophora, Oligohymenophorea, Peniculida, Parameciidae.
AUGGAUUUAUUUUUGAAUAAACCUGCUGAAGCUCCACAAAGGCAAUACAUUCGUCUUUUCGUAAAUACAGGACAUAAACAAUUCAUUGCUACAGUAGAUCGCACUUAAUAAGUAAUCGAGUAAAUUUAUCAAUUAGAAUCUAGAAGUUUAGAUUGCAAAUUCAUUCGUGUACACUUAAAGAGAAAAUCCAGACAAUGAGGAAAUACAGCAAUUCUAAGUUAAAAAUAUCAAAUAAAAUGGCUAUUUGGUUGUGAUUCCUAAACAAAUGUAAAUUGGACAUGUCCUUGAUGAUUAAACCUUUAUCACUUGCGAAAUCAUUGAACCUAAAAAGAAGUCUUAAGUUAAAAUUGAAUAAACCGACAACUCAAAAAGAAGAAAUAAACAUUAAAAAGAACAAAACAAAUUAGUAGAAAAUUUACCAGACAUUUCCCCACCUAGAACUAUACCUUAAUAGCAAGAUGAAAAAUAAACAAACAAAUAGUCUUAAAAUAAUUAAAAUCAAAAACAAUAGCCAUAGCAAUAAUAAUAAUAAUAACAAUAAUAAUAAUAAUAACAGUAACAACAAUAAUAAUAAUAACCAUAAUAAAAAGAAUAGUUGACAAAAAAACAAUAAAAAUAAUAAAAUAAGAAUAAAAUAGAAGAAGAAAAAUCUAAGCAACAACAAGCUUAAAUUACAUAAGAAUAAAUAUAAAAUGAAAACACAAAGGAAAAUAAAGAUACAAAAAAUAAAGAUCAUUAAGCCAACAAUGAUUAGAAAAAUUAAAUUUAAGAGGAAGUUUAAUAGCAUCAACCAGCCAACUUGAAGGAUCAUCAAGAAUAAACUGAGGCACAAGGAAAAAAAGAGACAAAAGAAACAACAAAUCAAAACAGAGAAAAAAGCAAAGAAUAAAAAGAGAAUCCUUAAACUUCAGAAAUCUAAAUAGGACAAUAAUAAAAAGACGGAUCAAAAAAAGAAAAAUAAUAACACUAAGCCUAACCUUAAGCAAAUUAAAAACCAUAAGAGAAUUAAUAAACAAAAACAUCACACACAAACUAACAAAAAUAGGAUCUAGAAGAAGAGAAUAAUUUUGGAAUAAAAAAGCUACCAAAAAUUAUUUAAUCUAAUGAGGAUCAGAUAAAUAAUACUUAAUAAUAGAAUGUAGAUAAAGUCAAAUAAGAUAAAUAAACCUAGAAUGCUUAAUAAUAAAAGCAAAAUGAAAAUGAUAAAUAGAAGUAAACUAAAUAAAAUAAAUAAUAACAUCAAUAACAAUAACAUUAACAAAAUCAAAAAUAAUAGUAAUAGUAAUAAGCAGCAUAAUAAAAAUAAAAUUAAUAGACAAAGAAAGUCAAUAAAGUUAUAAAAACAGGAUAUGAUUCAGAUGAAAAUUCUGAUGAUCAAUAGUUAGUAAAGGUCAAGGUUGUAUAAAAUUAGAGACAAGUUAAGAAAAAUGAUAAGAAAUAAAGUAUAGACUUUGAUAAUAAUUUAUUUGAAAACUGUUGA